Molecule: messenger RNA, 525 nt
Organism: Trematosphaeria pertusa
Lineage: Eukaryota; Fungi; Ascomycota; Dothideomycetes; Pleosporales; Trematosphaeriaceae
Exons: 2
Coding region: 1-525 (174 amino acids)
Source: RefSeq, a predicted model, not a curated record
AUGACCUGGAAAAGCACCUCCACCUCUACCGGCGGCACGAACUCGAGCAAGGCAAGCACGCUCUUCGGAUUGAACGAGGACGACAAGGCGAAUAUUCUCGUCUACAAGUAUCGCUCGGGCAGUAAAUCACUCGAGGUGAGCUCGCAGCAUGAUCUUUGCAAGGCAUUAGACUCCGACCCAAACCUGCCCUUCCUACGCGUCACCAAGAAACAGAUUCCUCGAGGCAACAGCCGGUUAGAGGUCAGUGCCGAAGACCUGCUGAUGCCCGAGGAACGCCAAAAGUAUGGCGACAAGCCUACGCUGAAGUCCUCCCUCGCCAACGUUGGCCUCCCUUCCAGCGCGUAUUGGAAGCGCCUCUUCUUCAACUCGUACCCGGACCUAUACAUCGUUUCGAAAUCGGUAUCACCUACAUCUAGUCCGGCGAGCUCGAAGGACAACUCGCCAGAGAGCUCACAGCAUGUGAGUCCUUCGACGACGUUCCCGGUCGACACGCCCCAUCCCUUGCAGGAUCCGCAGGCAUCGUAG